AUUCAGAAUUUAGAAACAGUGUAUAGAAUAAAAAAAUAAAAAAGUAAAAAGAAAGACAUGAUGAGCUGUAGUAAUUGUAGGAAGAUAGAACAAGAGAGUAGCCCACAGCUGAAGAAAGAGGUCAAUGGAAGAUUAGGAACCAUCAGUGGCACCAACCAACCCACUUCUGUCUUUUCUCCUGUCAAAACUCUUACUCUGAAUUUUCCAUUCUCUUUUUUUUUUUUGUUUUCAUUUUUUCACCAUAAUUUCCCGCCAAAAAAGAGAAAUCAGAACCAGAUUUUACAGAUUUAGUGUUUUUGACUCUAGACCCAGAUAUGGGUAUUGGUUCAGGAUCAAGUCACUUGACAGAUUUCAGAAGGCAGCUCAGAUGCUAAUCCUAAUAGUGGAGAAUGUAUGAAUACUAUGGUUGUGAAAGCCUACCCUCUUGACAUAGUGCAUAUGAUCAAUAAUGGUAAUGUGGAAGAUGAAGGAGAGUCUAGAAUGGAACCAUCUGUUGGUUUGGAGUUUGAUUCAGCAGAUGAGGCACGAAAGUUCUAUGGUCUGUAUGGAAUGCGUGUGGGGUUCAAAAUUCGAACUGGUCAGCUGUACCGCUCAAGGACAGAUGGGUCGGUUUCAUCAAGAAGAUUUGUGUGCUCGAAGGAAGGCUUUCAGCUGAAUUCAAGGACUGGUUGUCCUGCUUUCAUUAGGGUACAAAGACGUGAUUCAGGGAAGUGGGUUAUUGACCAAAUUCAGAAGGAUCAUAACCAUGAACUUGGACUUGCAGGGGAAAGGCAGUCACCCAUUUUGCAGAAGAGACCUCCUCUUGUUGCAAAAUCAUUGGUUGAAGUGUUGCGUAGGCCAAAAGUCAAAUUUCUGGAGAAAAUAGAUUAUGGAGAACUGAGUCCAUCUGGCAUCAUUAAUUUCAAACGGCAAAAACGAGGUGGAGAUGGAGGGCAAUCUCUAGCUGAACCAUAUGCAGGUCUAGAGUUUAAUACAGCUAAUGAAGCAUAUGAAUGUUAUCAAGCAUACGCCGAAGGUACUGGGUUUAGAGUUCGGAUUGGUCAGUUGUUUCGCUCAAAGAAUGACGGUUCAAUUACUUCCCGCAGAUUUGUGUGCUCAAAGGAAGGGUUCCAGCACCCUUCAAGAGUAGGUUGUGGGGCAUUUAUGAGGAUUAAGAGGAAAGAUUCUGGCAGUUGGAUAGUAGACCGUCUUGAUAAAGAUCAUAAUCAUGAUCUUGAAGUGCAUAUGGUGUACCAGAAGAAAUUUUCAACAGCUUCGAAGAAAUUCAUAGAGGAGGAAGCUGUUGGCAUGGUCUCUAUGGAUCUAGGUGAAAUGAAUAAUGGCAAGCUUAUCAAAAGAAGCCAACAAAACAAAAUUGGAACUAAUUGGUACUCUGUACUUUUAGAGCAUUUUCAAACCAAACAAGCAGAAGAUACUGGAUUCUUUUAUUCAGUAGAGGUUGAUAAUGGUAGUUGCAGGAGUGUUUUUUGGGCGGAUGGCAGGUCUAGAUUCUCAUGCAGUCAAUUUGGUGAUGUCAUUAUUUUUGAUACUUCAUACAGGAAAAGUAACUAUGUGGUGCCAUUUGCAACAUUUGUUGGAGUAAACCACCACAAGCAGCCAGUGCUUCUCGGAUCUGCUUUGAUUGCUAAUGAAUCAAAGGAGUCUUUUACUUGGUUGUUUCAAACAUGGUUUAGGGCAAUGUCUCAGCACCAUCCUAAGUCAAUUAUUGCUGAUCAAGACGUGGCCAUCCACCAAGCAAUCACUGAAGUCUUUCCUGGGACCCAUCAUCGUUUUUCAUUGUGGCAGAUUAGAGCCAAGGAGCGAGAGAAUUUGCAGUCUCUGCCUAUUGAAUUUAGAUAUGGGUACGAAAAGUGCAUUUAUCAAUGUCAGACAACUGUUGAGUUCAAUACCACAUGGAAUUCACUUAUCAAUAAAUACAACUUAAGGGAAAAUGUUUGGCUAAAACACAUGUAUGAAAAGCGUGAAAGUUGGGUUCCGUUGUAUUUACGGGGCAAAUUUUUUGCUGGCAUACCUAUAGGUGAAAGUGUUGAAUCAUUCUUCGGUACACAGGUAAAUGGCCAAACACCACUUAGAGAGUUUAUUUCACAAUAUGAACAAGGACUUGAGCAACGUCGUGAGGAGGAAAGGAAAGAAGAUUUCAACUCUUUUAAUUUGCAGGCUUGUUUGCAGACAAAAGAACGAAUAGAAGAACAGUGUAGAAGGCUAUAUACUUUUACUAUCUUUAAAAUAUUUCAAGAUGAGCUCCUACAAUCUUAUAGUUAUAUUGGGAUAAAAACUUACGAAGAAGGGACUAUCAGCAGGUACUUGGUUAAAUGGUCUGGGAAUGAGAAUGACAAACAUGCUGUUACCUUUAGUUCAGUCAACCUCAGUGUUAAUUGUAGCUGUCAAAUGUUUGAAUUUGAAGGGAUACUGUGCAGACAUAUCUUGAAAGUGUUCAAAUUGUUGGACAUAAGGGAACUUCCUCCUCAAUAUAUCCUAUGUCGGUGGAUGAGAAAUGCUGAGUAUCGAAUUUUAUGUGGUGCUGAGUCAGGGAUAAUCUCCCAAGAACUAAAGGCCUGUAUGAUCUGGAGUUUAAGAGAAACAGCAUGUAAAUAUGUAGAAUUUGGGUCGGCAUCUAUAGAAAAAUAUAAACUUGCAUAUGAGAUCAUGCGUGAAGGUGGAAAAAGCUUUGUUGAUUGAGGUAACUUCUUGGAAUUUUCAUCUUUAGGCUAAAAUCUUGUAUGUUGAUUGUUGAAUAGCAUGUGUACCUAGUUUUUUGAUGGUUUGGGUGUAACAGAAGACUUUUGUUUCUGAAUAACAAUGGCUUUUGUGUAUUUGAAUCACAACUGUGAAUGUUGAAUGAUGAAUCCAUGAAAAUAAGUUAAAGAACAAGGUAAAGAAGCUAAGACAGGCCCAAAAAAUGGGUAAAAAACAAAAAAAAAAAGAACAAGAUUAAUGGCCAAAAAUUAGUCAUCAG
Durio zibethinus is the source of this 2956-nucleotide messenger RNA. Its product is annotated as protein FAR1-RELATED SEQUENCE 7-like. Gene Ontology annotation, molecular function: zinc ion binding. Gene Ontology annotation, biological process: regulation of DNA-templated transcription. Lineage: Eukaryota; Viridiplantae; Streptophyta; Magnoliopsida; Malvales; Malvaceae. The record is from RefSeq and is a predicted model, not a curated record.